This is a messenger RNA of Closterium sp. Yama58-4, 735 nucleotides long. The record is from the annotation of a GenBank genome assembly. Lineage: Eukaryota; Viridiplantae; Streptophyta; Zygnematophyceae; Desmidiales; Closteriaceae.
AUGGCGGCUCUCAGCUCUAGUCUCGCUCGUGCUGAUGUGGCAAUCACAGAGGCGGCCCUCGCGGCCACCUGCUCGCACCGUUCCGCGUUCUCCUCCUUCUCCGGUCUGCGCGCCGCUCCACAAGGCACUGCCGCGCCUCAACUGGCGCAGAAGGCCUGUGCAGCGCGCCGAGCCGUCGUGAGGGCCGCCACCACAGUAGCGCCCACGUUCACGAAUCUGAGGCCGCUGGGCGACCGCGUGCUGGUGCGCAUCCAGGAGGUGGAGGAGCGCACGUCGGGCGGCAUCCUGCUGCCCACGUCGUCGCAGACCAAGCCGCAGGGCGGCACCGUCGUCGCCAUCGGCUCUGGCAGGACUCUGGGCGACAAGAAGGUCGCAGUCGACGUUCCCGAGGGCGGCAAAAUCGUGUACAGCAAGUACGCGGGCGUGGAGAUCGACUUCAACGGCGCGCCGCACCUGCUGCUGAAGGAGGACGACAUCGUGGGCGUGCUCGCCACGGACGACAUCGCGGACCUCAAGCCGCUCAACGACCGCGUCCUCAUCAAGGUGCCAGUCGUUGGCACCGUGGUUGCCGUUGGUCCAGGUGCACUGGGCGAGGAUGGUUCUAGGAAGCCUGUGGACAUAGCAGAUGGCGCCACAGUGCUCUAUGCCAAGUUUGCGGGCAAUGAGUUCAAGGGCAAGGGUGGCUCACCAUAUGUUGUGCUCAGGUCGUCUGAUGUCAUGGCUGUGCUUUCUUAG